Molecule: messenger RNA, 711 nt
Organism: Aspergillus nomiae NRRL 13137
Lineage: Eukaryota; Fungi; Ascomycota; Eurotiomycetes; Eurotiales; Aspergillaceae
Product: WSC domain protein
Exons: 2
Coding region: 1-711 (236 amino acids)
Source: RefSeq, a predicted model, not a curated record
AUGACAAGAACAAGAACAUUCAUCCUCGGCUUCCUGGCUCUGUCAACGCCCGCAAUCGCACUGAAGACAGCCUGCUACAAUUCCCUGGGCAGUCUCGCGCCCUCGCACACGACGACAGAAUACCAGUCCGUGGCGCUGUGCCAGCAAUUCUGCAAUGCAGAGAACAAGCCUGUCUAUGCUGUCCAGGACAAGAAGUGUUUCUGUGGGGACACACUUCCUCCGCUAGAAGCCAAGGUUGAGAAUACGGAAUGCGGUGGCCAAGCAACCUACACCAUCGGCACCAGCAAACGCCAAACUCAACGUGCCAUCUACACAGCCCCCGUAACCGACGCCGAAACGCGUACCGAAACAGAAGCCAACGGCAUCCUGACCGCACCCGACGUCGACGACGGCGACGCAGACCCCCUGGCCAGUCUCAGCGUGAAUCCGACCAUGGUCCGGACGGCCAGCAACGCCCCCACCGGCACGGAUACCCCCAAGAGUAUCCUGACCGCGUCAGCUCAGCCGUCUUCAACUAUGGCUACCUCGGCUGCUACGGUGGCCCCCACGGCUUCUGCGUCGGCGGCGUCGUCCUCGUCGGCGAGUACUAGUGGGGUGGCUUCGCCGUCUGCGAGUGUGGCUACUGGUGCUGCUGCUGCUGGGAGGGGGGUUGGGAGGGAGAUGGUGUUGGGUGGGAUUGUGGCUGGGUUGGUGGUGAGGGGGUUGUUUUAG